AUGAUAUCGAGCAAACAUCGUAACACUGGCAAUACGGCUACUACCACCACUAUUACUGCUACGCAAACGGUUCAAACCAAUCCCAAAAAAUCAUCAGUCAAAUCAACUCUCUCAAAUACAUUCCAUAAAUGGAAAACAACAUUGAGGAAAAUUACACAUGAAACAUUGAAUUCAUUAGAUGAAUCUAGUUCCAGUGAUGACAAGAUUGACGCACUAUUCCAUGCAAAUGCAGCAUCUAAUACUGAUGAGAAUUUGGCAAAAUUGGAACGGUUAGAGAAAAAAGAAACUGCUCUUCUUACUCAAAAUAAUACUGAGCAACUCAUCACGAAGGAUGAUCAUGAUGCUGUGCAUGCUCCAACUCCCAUAACGAGCAAUACAACCACAACACUACAAGAUGGUGAUGAUGACAAACCAAGCGAAGAAGAAGAAGAAGAAACUUAUGAAACAUAUAAUUCUGAAUUAGAAUGUGCUAAACUUCGAUCCAAAUGCGAAAGUGAAAAUAAACCAUUCAUCGAGGGCCAUUUGAUUUGGGAACAUAGAAGAGAACUUUGGAAUAAACCUCGAAAUGAUAUAAAAAUUGAUCAAGCGGAAAUUGCUUCAAGAAGAAAAGUAUUUCAAUCUAUCCCAGAACAAUAUUAUCCUAGAAUCUAUAAAAAACUAGUUGUUGAUGAUAAGCCAUUACGAGAACCUUUGAAUUUGGAAGACGCUAUGAAAAUUAUAAACGCUGGUUGGCAUGAAACGAAAAAAUGGGCAAAUGCUGCCAAUGGCUUACCGUAG
Messenger RNA from Naumovozyma dairenensis CBS 421, 777 nucleotides. It is a transcript of the gene GAG1, whose product is annotated as Gag1p. Lineage: Eukaryota; Fungi; Ascomycota; Saccharomycetes; Saccharomycetales; Saccharomycetaceae. Bases 1 to 777 code for a protein of 258 amino acids. The transcript has a single exon. The record is from RefSeq and is a predicted model, not a curated record.